Messenger RNA from Hipposideros armiger (great roundleaf bat), 6569 nucleotides. RefSeq names its product cytoplasmic FMR1 interacting protein 2 (gene CYFIP2). The coding region runs from base 133 to 3786 and encodes 1217 amino acids. Gene Ontology annotation, molecular function: small GTPase binding. The transcript is spliced from 30 exons. Lineage: Eukaryota; Metazoa; Chordata; Mammalia; Chiroptera; Hipposideridae. The record is from RefSeq and is a predicted model, not a curated record. Gene Ontology annotation, biological process: regulation of actin filament polymerization.
GGGCCGAGCGCGGCCGCCGGUGGAGCCGAGCCGGGCAGAGCAUCCUGCGCCCCGCCGCGGGGCCCCGCGGUAUCCUCGGGCGGCUCCAUUGGACCUGCCGCAGACCCAGCGUGAAGCACGGAAACUGCAGCCAUGACCACCCACGUCACCCUGGAAGAUGCCCUGUCCAAUGUGGACCUGUUGGAAGAGCUGCCCCUCCCUGACCAGCAGCCAUGCAUCGAGCCUCCGCCUUCCUCUAUCAUGUACCAGGCUAACUUUGACACAAACUUUGAGGACAGGAAUGCAUUUGUCACAGGCAUUGCAAGGUACAUCGAGCAGGCGACGGUCCACUCCAGCAUGAAUGAAAUGCUGGAGGAAGGGCAUGAGUAUGCGGUCAUGCUGUACACCUGGCGCAGCUGUUCCCGGGCCAUCCCCCAGGUGAAAUGCAAUGAGCAGCCCAACCGGGUGGAGAUCUAUGAGAAGACAGUGGAGGUGCUGGAACCAGAGGUCACCAAGCUCAUGAAGUUCAUGUACUUUCAGCGCAAGGCCAUUGAGCGGUUCUGCAAUGAGGUGAAGCGGCUGUGCCAUGCCGAGCGGAGGAAGGACUUCGUCUCUGAGGCCUACCUCCUGACCCUGGGCAAGUUCAUCAACAUGUUCGCCGUCUUGGACGAGCUGAAGAAUAUGAAGUGCAGCGUCAAGAACGAUCACUCUGCCUACAAGAGGGCGGCACAGUUCCUGAGGAAGAUGGCAGACCCCCAGUCUAUCCAGGAGUCGCAGAACCUUUCCAUGUUCCUGGCCAACCACAACAGGAUCACCCAGUGUCUACAUCAGCAACUGGAAGUGAUCCCGGGCUACGAGGAGCUGCUGGCUGACAUUGUCAACAUCUGCGUGGAUUACUAUGAGAACAAGAUGUAUCUGACUCCCAGUGAGAAGCACAUGCUCCUCAAGGUAAUGGGUUUUGGUCUCUACCUGAUGGAUGGAAAUGUCAGUAACAUUUACAAACUGGAUGCCAAGAAGAGAAUCAACCUCAGCAAAAUCGAUAAAUUCUUUAAGGUCAGCGUGACAGCUGAUAUUCCCCAGGUGGUGACGGGCUCCGGGCUGGACAGCCAGAAGUCGGAUGAAGAGUACCGUGAGCUCUUCGACCUGGCCCUGCGGGGCCUGCAGCUUUUAUCCAAGUGGAGCGCCCACGUCAUGGAGGUGUACUCCUGGAAGCUGGUUCACCCCACUGACAAGUUCUGCAACAAGGACUGCCCUGGCACCGCCGAGGAAUACGAGAGGGCUACGCGCUACAACUACACCAGCGAGGAGAAGUUUGCCUUCGUCGAGGUGAUCGCCAUGAUCAAGGGGCUGCAGGUGCUCAUGGGCAGGAUGGAGAGCGUCUUCAACCAGGCCAUCAGGAACACCAUCUAUGCGGCCCUGCAGGACUUCGCCCAGGUGACGCUGCGGGAGCCCCUGCGGCAGGCGGUGCGGAAGAAGAAGAACGUCCUUAUCAGUGUCCUGCAGGCAAUCCGGAAAACCAUCUGUGACUGGGAGGGGGGCCGAGAGCCCCCCAAUGACCCGUGCUUGAGAGGGGAGAAGGAUCCCAAAGGUGGAUUUGAUAUCAAGGUGCCCCGGCGUGCCGUGGGGCCCUCCAGCACACAGGCCUGCCAGUGGUCCCCGCGGGCUUUGUUUCACCCCACUGGUGGCACACAGGGCCGAAGAGGCUGCCGAUCCCUGCUGUACAUGGUCCGGACCAUGCUCGAAUCACUCAUUGCAGACAAGAGCGGCUCCAAGAAGACCCUAAGGAGCAGCCUCGACGGCCCCAUCGUCCUCGCCAUAGAGGACUUCCACAAACAGUCCUUCUUCUUCACGCACCUGCUCAACAUCAGUGAAGCCCUGCAGCAAUGCUGCGACCUCUCCCAGCUCUGGUUCCGAGAAUUCUUCCUGGAGUUAACCAUGGGCCGGAGAAUCCAGUUCCCUAUUGAGAUGUCCAUGCCCUGGAUUCUAACAGACCAUAUCCUGGAAACCAAAGAACCUUCCAUGAUGGAGUACGUCCUCUACCCGUUGGAUCUGUACAAUGACAGCGCCUACUAUGCUCUGACCAAGUUUAAAAAGCAGUUCCUAUACGAUGAGAUCGAAGCCGAGGUGAACCUGUGUUUUGAUCAGUUUGUCUACAAGCUGGCAGACCAGAUCUUUGCUUACUACAAAGCCAUGGCCGGCAGUGUCUUGUUGGAUAAACGUUUUAGAGCUGAAUGUAAGAACUAUGGAGUCAUCAUUCCAUACCCGCCGUCCAACCGCUAUGAAACGCUGCUGAAGCAGAGACAUGUCCAGCUCUUGGGUAGAUCAAUUGACUUGAACAGGCUCAUUACCCAGCGCAUCUCUGCUGCCAUGUAUAAAUCCUUGGACCAGGCUAUCAGCCGCUUUGAGAGUGAGGACCUGACCUCCAUUGUGGAGCUGGAGUGGCUGCUAGAGAUCAACCGACUCACGCACCGGCUGCUGUGUAAGCACAUGACCCUGGACAGCUUCGACGCCAUGUUCCGGGAAGCCAAUCACAACGUGUCUGCCCCCUAUGGCCGCAUCACCCUGCAUGUUUUCUGGGAGCUGAACUUUGACUUCCUCCCCAACUACUGCUACAAUGGGUCCACCAACCGUUUUGUCCGAACUGCCAUUCCUUUCACUCAAGAACCGCAAAGAGAUAAACCCGCCAACGUCCAGCCUUAUUACCUCUAUGGGUCCAAGCCUCUUAACAUUGCCUACAGCCACAUCUACAGCUCCUACAGGAACUUCGUGGGGCCCCCUCACUUCAAGACCAUCUGCAGACUCCUGGGUUACCAGGGCAUCGCCGUGGUCAUGGAGGAACUGCUGAAGAUCGUCAAGAGCUUGCUCCAAGGAACCAUUCUCCAGUAUGUGAAAACUCUGAUCGAAGUGAUGCCCAAGAUAUGCCGCUUGCCCCGGCAUGAAUAUGGUUCCCCAGGGAUCCUGGAGUUCUUCCACCACCAGCUGAAGGACAUCAUUGAGUAUGCAGAGCUCAAAACAGAUGUGUUCCAGAGUCUGAGGGAAGUCGGCAAUGCCAUCCUGUUCUGCCUGCUUAUAGAGCAAGCUCUGUCUCAGGAGGAAGUCUGUGAUUUGCUCCAUGCCGCCCCCUUCCAAAAUAUCUUGCCGAGAGUCUACAUCAAAGAGGGGGAGCGUCUGGAGGUCCGGAUGAAACGCCUAGAAGCCAAGUAUGCCCCGCUUCACCUGGUCCCCCUGAUAGAGCGGCUGGGGACCCCUCAGCAAAUUGCCAUCGCUCGGGAGGGUGACCUGCUGACGAAGGAGCGGCUGUGCUGCGGCCUGUCCAUGUUCGAGGUCAUCCUCACUCGCAUUCGAAGCUACCUGCAGGACCCCAUCUGGAGGGGUCCGCCACCCACCAACGGCGUCAUGCAUGUCGACGAGUGUGUGGAAUUCCACCGGCUGUGGAGUGCCAUGCAGUUCGUCUACUGCAUCCCCGUGGGAACCAAUGAGUUCACAGCUGAGCAGUGUUUCGGUGACGGCUUGAACUGGGCUGGCUGCUCCAUCAUCGUUCUGCUGGGCCAACAGCGUCGCUUCGACCUAUUUGACUUCUGUUACCACCUGCUGAAAGUACAGAGACAGGACGGGAAGGAUGAAAUCAUUAAGAAUGUGCCCCUGAAGAAAAUGGCAGACAGAAUCAGGAAGUACCAGAUCUUGAACAAUGAGGUUUUUGCCAUCCUGAACAAGUACAUGAAGUCCGUAGAGACAGACAGUUCAACCGUGGAGCACGUGCGCUGCUUCCAACCACCCAUCCACCAGUCCCUGGCCACCACCUGCUAGGCCGAAGGUCCUGCAAACCCUCAACCUGGAGGAGAAGAAGCAGCAGGAGAGAGAAAGCCAUGGCCACAGCCUUGCAACAGGGUCCGACUGGACAGUGUAUGGGACGGACCUGGAAGCAAAUAAGCACCUCCCUAAAUACACCUACACCUCCCAAGGGCUGGCCUGUGCAUGCUCUCCCAUGACAUCUCCAUGGUGGUUUUUCUGUAGUGUAAAUGAAAACAAAACAAAACUAAACUAAAAACAGGGCAGUAUGUGCUUUUUUUUCCUUUUUUCCCUCAGCUGUGUUAAGAGUCCUAGUUUCACCCUUUCUCCAUCUCUCAACCCCACCCCACAUUCGUGAUUUUUUUUCCCAAAACCUCCUCCCAAGACACCUCCUACCUGGCACCCACAUGUGACCUCAGAAUUGAAGUUCAGAGACUGAGAAGAGAGUGUAGCCAUGUCCCGAGAUGUCAUCCUGGGCUGAUGGGCAUGCCUUCCACUUACUGGCUUCUUCACCUCUGGCUCCCUUCCCCCACUUUUCCAGAUAAUAUCUCCUGCUCUGGAUGCCAGGGGUUCUACCACCAAGAGUACUCCUGGACCAGGUGCUGAAAGCCAUGGUGAACAGAGGACAGUUUCUUGGUACUGGCAUCAUGGUAGACAUGGUUGGCUCUGUUUUUUCAUAGAUUGCCCAAACCACACCUUGACUCCCCUCUCAGGUCUCUCCUAGAGAGAACUCAGAAAUGCAUUCACAUCGGUAUCCCUCUGAGCAGCAUUAGGGUAGGAAGAUGGUCAGGCCCAAUGUGCAGAAGACCUACUUAUGAACACAGCCAGGAAUUCCCUAGCCCAAAUCAUAAAGCUAUUAGACCACCUCAUCAGCUUGGUGGUGAGAUGGUUCCUGUAUGCAUUAAGCAAAUACUUAUUGAACACAACCCACACAGGGUGACGGACACUGGGAAGGCAGCACUGAAGAAGUAAAAUGCCCGGCCUGCAGCAUUUUAGCAGGCGAUCAAAAGUAGGGACCAUUUCUUUGCACAGACUGUCUCAUCAAGGAAAACUCCCAUGAGAAAGAACAUAUGAAGAGGUAUUUUAACAGAAGCCAGAAACAUAUUGGGGUCAGGGAGGUGAAGAGUAUAAACACUUGUCAAUGAGCUUUUAAUGCCAAGAUGUGCCCCCCAAAAGGCAUCCUGUUUUAGUGAAUCAGGACUUCCAUUGUCCUAAAAACAGAUUCUUGAGACAUUUGAUCUUUUGCUCUUACCUUCUCAAUGGUCAUUAACUUAGAUUUUUGAGGCAUGGGACAGAUUUUGAGGUAUGGGAUAGGCAUAGCUACUUCUAUUUCCCAGACUGAACCAAAAUUCUUUGCAGAGUCUCCCUCGAAACGUGGGGAGACUGUUUAGAAAGGACAGUGUAUGUCUUUUGGAGAUGAAUGUCUCAUUACAGAGCACCUCAUCUUCAAACGAAGUCUGUAGCCAUGAGCUUGUAAUAAAAUAUAAAGUGAGACAUUUAUUUCUCUAUCCCCCUGCCCAGGAAGGAAAGGAAAAGAGAGAAAAUAGAACAGUAAUGAUCCCCUCCCUCAGGGCGGAUGGAUGAAAAUGGUUACCAUUCAUCAGAUGGACCAUUUUAACCCCAUGGAAAGAGCACAGAUGUGUACAUAGCAAGACGUUUUUGUGAUACACUCAUGCUCUCCAGGGAGGAGAGAGGUGGGGCUCACCAAGUGUGAACCAAAGGCCUCCUACAUCAGGGCUUCCUGAGAUUAGCACAUUGGAAGCUGAUUCCUGCCCCGACCCCCAAAACCCUUCAAUUCUGUACCUGUGGGAGUAAGGUCUAGAGAUCUGCACUCUCCGUAAGCUCUCUGAGUUGUUGCCUUGUAAAUGGAAGUCCGAGGACCACUGCUGUAGAGGUCUGCUCCACAGCCAACCUUAGGCUUUGAGCACCCUCUGAGCCAUGAAAGAAAAUAUUUAUAGGAAAGUGGUUUAAAGUGGAAGGUGGGAGAUCCUCCUGUCUGGAGGUGCCACUUCCUAUUCUGAUUUCUUAAUUUUUCCUCUCGGCCAUAGAUGUGUCCCAAAGGCAAAAGGUAGUUCACCACAUGGUAGAGCUAUACGAUAGAACACACAUUGAAAACCCACAUAGAAUCUCUAAGUUCCAGGGCCUUCCAAAUCUUCAGACCUGUCUGGGAAGAGCAGCUCUUACAGACAGAUGACCAGCUCUUAGGCCCUAGAGAGCAUUCCAGAUCCUUGACCGUUGCUUUUGUAGAGAUUUGGGUCAUCCAUUUGAUGAGAUCUGCUGUUUCAACAGCCUACCCCUCCCACCCUGCAUUCCUAACCUCGAAUUUGACCCUUAGGGUGGAAUCCCGUUGUCCUCAAGAGAUUCUCCCAGUAAACUGAGGUCUUUAUCUUCAGGAGAGACCUUUAAUUCCCCCCACUUGCCAGCAACAUCUAUUGAAUGAGCACUGACCAGGUUUAAUAUUCUUUCCUCCCUGGUGUUACUGCCCCCAUUUUGAUUUUUUUUUGUGUGUCUAAGAACAAGGAGAAAAAAAAAUCUUAGGUUUUAAAAAGUUUUAACAAAAAUCUGUUUCAGAAACUGUCAAAUGUACCAUAUUUGUAUUAAGAGUUGUUGGGAAUUUUUGUACAAUGAAUUUACAUUUAUUUAUGGUGACUUCUAUUUACGCUUGUGAUCAAAUGAUGUUAAAUUCUUAAAUCCUAUUUGCUAUGCAGCUGAAGAUGAUAUUUUGCUUUGUAUUUUGGGGUACCUGUGUUGAGUCGAUAAACAUUCCCAUCUUCAUUAAAACUGCUCCCAAACCAGUGAAA